This is a messenger RNA of Aspergillus ochraceoroseus IBT 24754, 1507 nucleotides long. RefSeq lists its product as uncharacterized. NCBI's taxonomy places the organism in Eukaryota, Fungi, Ascomycota, Eurotiomycetes, Eurotiales, Aspergillaceae. The transcript has a single exon. Bases 36 to 1436 code for a protein of 466 amino acids. The record is from RefSeq and is a predicted model, not a curated record.
UUUUUUUUUUUUUUUUUUUUUUUCGGACCUAGACAAUGCGUGUAUAUCUCCCGAUACUGGGAAUUGGGCUGCUCGGUCUCAGCACCGUUGUGAGAGCUGAUAUCGAUGCCGAUGUUUGCCCUGUCGACGAUAUCUGCGAGCUACAGAGCUCCCUGGUGGAUUUGAUGCUGGAAAUUCCAGAUAUCAGGGAAUUCUGUCAGCAGUUGGACCCCGAGGAUGAAUCCAUUGCCCCCGUUACUGUGAUCGUCACCGAACUCGUCCACCCUUCGACUACCGUGGAUACCAUUUAUCACACAUUUACGCGCACAGUUCAGAAAUACGUAACCACGCCGGUCACUGUCUCCAAGUCCAUUGGCAUUACCGUGACAGAUACAAGUUCUUCAAUUGCCGUUCAAACUGUGGACGUGACUACGCAACUCACAGAUGUGAAGACCACAACCCUGACCGCGACCCAAACCUUUACCAACACCGUGUUGGCCACAACCACGGAUACGGUGGUCAUAACCGAUAUCAAUACUUCCACUGUAUACACCACGGCGACUGUGACAGUAACAGCGCAGGCUACCUCGAAUUCAGCCAAGAGAGAUAGCAAGGACGUCCCAGAACCAUUGCGACAGUAUAGUGUCCAAGACCUGCAGGAAGCAUGCUCAUGCCUACCGGUCUCAACGGUAUCUACCACGGUAACAAUUCCUCAGCCCACACAGACCCGAACCGUUGUCAUUCCAACCACAGUGACGGAAACCGAUACUGCGGCAAUCACCAGCGUGGUCGUAGAUACUAUCUUCCAUACAGCUACGACGGAUGUCAUCACGGUCAUCACGGUGUCAUCCACCGAGACCAUUACGGCGACCACCACGAUUCAGACGACAGUUAGUACGACUGUCGACCAGACGGUGGAUAUCACGCUGACCGAGACCGCAACCGCCACAAUCACUGACAAUGAAUCGGCAACUGUGACGGAGGCCGUAACGGUCACCGUCACGGCUACUCCAACCGCAACAUGCGGCGUCAAUCUGAUCCAAAACCCGGUUUUCCAGAGCUUGACCCUGCCUCCCUGGACCAAAACCGUCACCGGCACGUUUAAUCAAAUGUACAACAGUAACUGUGGCGUUAGUCCUUAUUGCCUCCUUAUCUACGGUCCGGGGGCCGGAUCGUUUUCUCUUUCCCAGACAAUCGACACUGUGGCCGGACAGCAAUAUACAAUGUCUUUCGACUACCACACAUGGGCGGUUCCCUCAGCUGGAACCACAUUUACUUGCCAAGUUAGCAACGCCGAUAGUACCACCUGGUCUAUCCCACUGUCCGUUUCUACGUCUGCCUGGCACACAUUUAGCGGCACUUUUGUGGCCAGUGGUGCCUCGACUACGUUCACAUGUGCCGGUUCCACAGCAUCGUCCCUGGUGCUGAAUUUGUCUGUUUUCGACAUUCAAUGUUAGAUGUCUCCCCUAUAUGGGUUCAUUGGAUAGAAUAGCCUCUAUAUAUAAUUACUGUCAUCAUUCACCUGAAC